CGUCCCGGAGAAAGAAAGACUCCGCGGAACACGACGGUUAGUCGCCAUUUUGAGAAGCCCGACCUGCAGGCGUCGAGAGGAAAGCGGUCGUUACGCAACAAAUCUUUAAGGUUUUAAGUGUUUUAAAAUUUUCGUUGAUAUACGGAUCAAUGUCUCGAUUUAACAAUAAUCGCGGCGGCCUCGGGAUGAAUAACUUCCAGCCACGCAGAGGCGGUGGACCCGGCGGCCCGAUGCGGGGAGGGCUAAUGGGAAACCCGCAUUUUAGGAACCAUCCUUUCCAGAAUCAGAACCAAAACCGGAGGGGAGGGAAUAAUAACUUCAACAGGCCGCCUAAUCAAGGACCACAGGUGACUCCCCAGAAGCAGCAACCGAACCAGUCGUUGCCCAUCAUCCCUCCACCGAGCCCCGGCCCGGCGCUCACCAUGAAAGGCCCCAUGCAGCAGCAGCAGAAGCCGGCACAGCCGCAGCAGCAGCCGCAGCAGGAGGAGCAGCGGAAACCGGCGACCCCUGCGCCUCAACCCAAGGUCCAAACCCCUCCACCGAAACCGAACAUCACAUCCCCUCCACCCAGCCAGGCGAACAAGAACCAGAACCAGAACCAGAACCAGCAGCUGAAAUCCCCGGCUAACGGACAGCAGAAGCCGCCUCCACACCCAAGCCCGAAGACAGGCCCACAGCAAGGCCAGAAGAUGGGCCCACAACAAGGCCAGAAGUCCGGGCCUCAGCAGAGCCACCAGAGGACGGGCCCUCAACAGGGACAGAGACCGGGGCCACCGGCGACGAAGCCCAAACAGGAUCGAGAGGAGCCGGGGAGAGGAGCGACAAACGAGGCCGACGGCAGCCAGCAGAAGGAGUUCAAGGCAACACUGUCCAUGCUGCUGAAACCCGGUGAGAAGACCUACACGCAGCGGUGUCGCCUGUUCAUCGGAAAUCUGCCCAACGACAUCACAGAGGAAGAUUUCAAGAAGCUGUUCGCGAAAUACGGAGAGCCCAGCGAGGUCUUCAUCAACAAGAGCAAAGGCUUUGGUUUCAUACGAUUGGAGUCUCGGGCACUUGCAGAAAUAGCCAAAGCAGAGUUGGACGACACGCCAAUGAAAGGCAGACCCCUUCGCGUCCGCUUUGCCACACACUCUGCAGCGCUAUCCAUAAAGAAUCUGUCUCCGUUUGUGUCCAACGAGCUCCUGGAAGAAGCCUUUUCACAGUUUGGCAUGGUCGAGAGGGCCAUCGUCAUUGUAGAUGACCGCGGCCGCUCCACAGGCAAGGGCAUCGUUGAGUUUGCCUCCAAACCCGCAGCCAGAAAGGCCCUGGAUCGGUGCAACGAAGGCGUCUUCCUUCUCACCACGUCACCCCGUCCUGUUGUUGUCGAACCUCUGGAGCAGUUUGAUGAUGAAGAUGGUCUUCCAGAGAAACUGGCACAGAAGAACCCCAGAUACCAGGCAGAGCGAGAGGAACCACCCCGUUUUGCUCGUCCAGGCACUUUUGAGUUCGAGUACUCCAAACGAUGGAAGUCCCUGGAUGAAAUGGAGAAGCAGCAGAGGCAGCAGGUGGAGAAGAACAUGCGCGAGGCCCGCGAGAAGCUGGAGAGCGAGAUGGAGGACGCUUACCACGAGCACCAGGCCAACCUGCUCCGACAAGAUCUGCUCAGGCGGCAGGAGGAGCUGAGGCGCAUGGAGGAGUUGCACAGUCAAGAGAUGCAGAAGAGGAAGGAGAUGCAGAUCAGACAAGAAGAAGAGCGUCGCCGGCGGGAGGAGGAGAUGCUUCGCAAGAGGGAGAUGGAAGAACAGAUGCGCCGCCAGCGUGAGGAGAACUACAGGAUGGGCAACUUCAUGGAUAGGGACAGGGAAAUGAGAAUGAAUCCUGGUGGAGCUUUGGGCAUGGGUGUUUCUGUUAGAUAUGCCCUUUGGUGCAUCCAACCAGAAGUUCCCGAUGGGUGGACUUGGCUUUGAAGGACAGCAGGGAAUGGGAUCAUCUCCAGGUGGCUUGAUGGGCAACGAAAUGCGCAAUGAGCGCUUUGCCCAGGGCGGUCCUAGGGGAAUGGGUCCUGGUAACCCCGGGUAUGGCAGGGUACGCGAGGAGUUUGAUGGUCCUACUAAGAAACCCCGUUUUUAAAUGCUGCUCUUUGAUGCUCCCAGCAGCACCAUUUGUAUAGGUUCUCCAAAACAAACAUGCAUUUCUUGUAUUUAAGUUUAAAUUGUUGCUACAUUUUAGCUUGACAAUUUACUCCUUUUUAUGACAAAAGUCAAUAUUUUCAUUUUUUUAUUUUGUAUUGUCAUUAGUAUGGAAAGAUAGGUCACCCUCGUGUGGUCCGUUAGCUCUUUCUGACCCAUGUAUGAUUUUCUUUUCUAGAUGUAUUAUGCUCUGUGAGUCGCCGUGAAGUGAUUAACUGUAACAUUUUUCUCAACUUUAUAUGGCUGUGUUUUGUGCCAUACAUUUGGAGUCAAAGCAUGUAUUAUAAUAAAGAGACAUUGGUUCUAUCAGGACAAAACCCGUUAAAGUUUAUUCCUAAAAGUUGAAACGUACAGUGCGUUCAGAAAGCAACCAAAUCACAAACGAUUGGUUGUUUGCACUAAUGAAAUAAUGUGGAAUCCGCCACAUUAGGUCUUAAAGAGUCUAUGUGUUAUCUCUGCCGCAGUCCUGACCUGUCAGUUAGCAAUUCGUCUAACACAAACUGCCUGAAGCAUACGCCCUACCGUGUCGUUUGCUUCUUUACCGUCUGCAAAUUCACAAACUUACUGAUAAAAGUAUAGUUGGAGUGAAUUGUACUUUUAAUAAAGAAGUAUUUAGGUUGGGACAUGGGUGGUGCAGAAUGGCACGACAUUUUGCAUCUACACCGUCUAUAGACUAGACGGCACCCAGCAAAGUUUACGCUGUGGAGGACUCCUCUCUUAAAACGUUAUUCUUCAGACUGAAGUGGGUAAAAUGAGUUUAUUCAUUCAAUAACAGUCAUGCUACAAGAAAGCAGAAAAAUGACACAUAGAACCUUUAAGAAAGCCUAUAGUGUAGUGUGUGUGAUUGUGGGUCACCUUACGAACUCUUUCUGCUCAUCACAGACCACAUUGGUGUGUCCAUGUUUAGAGGCUGGUGGUUAUUGACUACGUUUACAUGCAGUCCAAUAUUUAGGAUUAAUAUUAUUAGUCUUUUAAAAUUAUUUAAUAGUGCACCGGUUUAACUGUUAGCAAACUUGUCUGUUCCCAUAGACAGACAUGUGACAUAAAACCCAGUCUUGAAUUGUGACGAGAUCUCAAAUCCGUGCAUGAAAACAACAACUGACUAAAAAGUAGUAGUUGAUCGAGUUAAUCGAAUAAGAGGUCCAUGAGUGGCUAUAGUAAAAAGAAUAUUAACGGCAUGUUCGUUAGUCAGGUCACACAGAUUCUCAUUUACAAACUGCAUAUAAACGUAGUCACAUUGAGUUCAGUUAAGGACUUAUUUUGAGUGCAGAGCUCAACAGAGACACACAAGGAAAUCUUUACUAAAGAAACUAAAUACUUUUUCUCAGUCACUUGUCCAUACCAUAGUUACACCAUUUGUGGGCAUGAGUAAAUCUGCCUUUGCAUGACCGGCAAGGGGCUCAGUUGGACGUAUGUAACAUGCAUUGUGGUCAGUUUUGAAAGCAUGAUAACCACUAGAAGCUAAACUAUAAGGGUGUUCCAUGAACAGAUGAAUUCAUGAACCUUAACCCUUUUCUGAGAAACAAGCAAGAAAUGUCCAAGUGACCAAAUCUGUUCAAUUCUUGUUGCUGUUAAUUCAAUAUAUUCUAAAGAUACAUGACACGAGUCAACAAUCAUGAACAAGUUGGAUUUAGAAAAUGGAUCUGAAUCUUAAACUUGUACUUCAUUGAUUAAGCUUUCAUUUUGUUGGACCCGUCAGAAGAAAAGAAAUCUGGAGUUUGAUUUCUGUGCCCUGGUUUUUAGUUGAAAGCUUGAUUUGGCUCGUACCGUUGUGAAAUCUGUGGUCCACCCUUUUAUGGACAAGACAUGCUGACACUUAACUGUCUCCAGCCUGUGAAUUUAUUUACCCAUAUACGUACAUCUUGUUACGCCAUAGCCAGUUUUAUACGUUAUUGAUAUGAUUCUAAUUUAAUGUAAAGAAACCCUUUAUGUCAGUGGUUUAUAUCACCAGCGUACUGUGUAGUUUAACUGUCUAAGAUGAGCUUUAAAGUUACUUGGGUAAAGCAGGAAACCAGUGCUUUUAUUUCGUUAUUGUUAUUUACCCUAAAUCAGGCUUUUGCCCAUUGACCAGUCCCUUUCUGCAUUCCAGGAGACAACAUAUGUAAAGCUGUAGUUGCAUUAUCUGUGGCAAGAGCUCACAAAUGAUAUCAAAAGAAAACAGAAUAACUAUAACACAUAAACUGUGUGCAAUAAAAGCAUGCCUGAUAUUAAUUACAUUGAGAUAUUAAAUUACAAACCUGUUGAUGUGGGCUACUGUUUUGUUAAACUGAUGAAGUGCCUGCUAUGUAAAGAAACAAAUGAACAUUUUAUAUACCAUAAAGGAAAAUACAUUAAGGUCUUCUCAUUGAAAUUCACAUUUGUACUCUGCUGCCUACUCUGGCAUUUGCCUAUUAAUCACGUCAGUACCUGUUUGAGGUAUUUUGACAUCACUUAGCAUAAACGGACACUGGCUUGCCUCUGCAAGUCUUUCUCAGAGUUGUGUGGUUAGAAGGAGGUGAGCUAAAAAAAAGUAAGUGUAAGUAUUCUUGUAUUAUUUACAACUUGUAUAACAAGUAUGUUACACUUGCCUGAGUUUUUUGUUUUUUGUUAUGGAAAUGAAGAAUAUGCUCAGCAGUAGGGUUUCAUCUUUCCUGGCACAAGCUUUACUUGUGUUUGUGGAGGUAGGUGAUGUUUUUGCAUCAAGUAUAGUUAACAAGUGUCCUUUUAAACAGUGCAGCUUCUGAUACUAUAUGAUGAUGCUUACAUUUUCAAUAUGAAUGAGAAGUGGCUUUCUGCCUAACCAUUGUAGUCACUUGUACAUAUAGUAGUCUUUCUAUAAUCUUAACGCUUUGGCUAUUGAACAAGUAACAUAUGCGAACCGGUUGCAGAACUUCUACUUGGAAGUAUGGUGAAUGUUUGUCGUUUUGGGAUUGUGUCUUAAGUUUUUAGACGCAGCAAUGCAAAACUUCUAAAGAAUAAAGUUACCAAGCAACUGAUAUCUGGUGAGCUAUUGGCAAAAUUAAUGAAUGCCGUUCUGGUUAUUGAGAACCUAAAGUGGAAGACAAAAUGACCUUUUCUGUAUACCAGCAGUUUAAUUUAAAUCAUUGAACCUUUUAAAGACACAUUUGACCCAUUUCUCUGUAGAAGAGCUGUGCACAACUUGGGUCCAAUAAAAAUAGACUGGCCUACUUUUACGUUUGCAGGUCAGAUCUCUGUGGCAUCAGCUGGAAUAUAGUGGUAUAGCCAGUUUAAUUGAUUUAUAGUGGAAGCCUAGUUUUGUAGCAGCUGCUCCGCAUAUAUUACCUGUUCAAUCAAGCUAAAGGCUACGUCUACAUUGGGAUACCAUUUGGGCCUGUAACUGGAUGACCAUGCAUCCCAUGGCAAUUCUUCUCAUUUGUAAAAUAGCCAAAGACUGACAAAUCAUUUAAGUAUGCAAGACAUGAGGAAACUUUAAAGGUUCCUCCAGUACAGCUUGUACAGCAACUAAAAAUAUGAGUUUUCACUCUUGUUUUAAAAAAAAAAAGUAUCCCAAAGAGAACCUUCCCUCUUCGUGUGGCAUCUGGGAACCCUGCAAAUGCAUCUGAAAUGGCUGCGAGGACUACUUGGAUGAAUUUGGUAAUAGAACUGGAUAUCACGUGUUGAUCUGCAAUGUUACGUGUGUUUGUGUUAUGUACAUUUUUUCUUUAACAGGUUUGACCAGCUAAAGAUUGUGGACUGUGGAGGAAUUUGUGGCUGUAUAGCGUGGACUGAGGAAUGAUUUAGAAAAGAAAACUAAACACUGGACUUGUGCAAACGAUCUUAGUAAGAUUCACAACAGAACAACAUGCAGAGGACUGAAACAAGGACUCCAACAACAGCAAACACAAUUACCUUUGAGUCAUUGUGGUAUGGAUAGACAGUAGGGCAAUGAAGCUGAUCUAGCUUCAUGGCAUUUAUCUUGCAUGAAGCAUUUUCUCACCCUGUAGAUAAAACUGCACGGGAAAGACUUUAAAAUGAGAAUUACAUACUAUUAAACUUUAAAAUUAAAACGAUUCAUUGUGCCUUUGACAUUAAAAAUUCAGAAAUCGUUAGUAUGUUUCUGAGAGUGAUUGGCAUCAUCGAAUUGUAUUUGCUAUGUUUGAAGACAUGUAAGUUAUGUCAUUCAUUGCAUUAUGGUUGCGGGAAUGGAAAUCUACGUGAAAGGAGGGCUACUUUUUAGUCAACAAAACCAUAUUGGUGGUUUUUGAAUCAUCUUUGUUUAGUCUAAGUUGAGUCUGUAACCAUUUUAAAUUCAUUGUUUGUAGAGUAAUGCAACCUAAAACUUCAUACUAAUGGGACCUUUUAAACCUAUUUUUAUUUACCCUACCCAAAGUCAGCCUAGAGUUUUGAUAACUUUUAGAUGGCUGUUUAUUAUCUGGAUGACUAUGUAAGAUCAUAUCUAACUGAAAACUGUACCCUAAAAACAAUACCUUCAUUAAAUUGUCUUACCUAAUCAAGGCAAAGAGUUGAGCAUAAUAAAACGUAUUGGGGUUCAUGCAUGUCGUGCUUGCGUGUAAAUAGACCGUCCAGUUUCUGACUUAAUGGACAGAUUAAUCUGAAUCUUACAAAUUUGAUCUCUGGAGUAGAUUUCGAGAGAGAAAUGUCAAACGAUCGCCAAUACUUUGCAGUCUUUUAAUACUAUUAGAUAUUAAUUCAAGAUUAAAUAUCAGAUGAAUACCCACCUAACAAACGUCUUGACGUUUGAGAUUCUCUACACAUCUUUCAUCUUUCAAAAAUAGUACUACAAGUUCUCAUUGACUUGACCGAAGUGUAAAUUUCAAAACUUUUGUAAUGUUAUGUCUGUGUGUUGGUGUUGUGUACAAUUGUUUUUCUUUAACAGGUUUGACCAUCUUUAAAGGUGUUGGACAAUGAGAAGGAGCUUUCCAAACCAAGAAAUUCAAAGUCUGUAGCUUCUGUUGGGGUGGUUUUUGUUAAUGAAGAAAAAAAAUGGUGGCUCAUUAGCUUGGACUUAAGUUUGGACUGUUGCUUGUAAAGUUUUUAACAUUUGGCUAUUCUUCUUCCAAGUAACCACGAUUGAACCGACCGUGCCAAGAACACUAAAAAGAAACGCCUGUUGCAGAACACUUUGUGUUAUUGCCGUAAAAUGGAAAUCAAAGCCUUGACGCUGACAUAUUUAAAACAAGUUUGUAGUCAAGAUUUGUUUGAAGGUGGCGCCAAGCAUAUUCAACACUCUACACAGUUAGUGGUUUGGAACCAAGAUGUCCCCUAUGGCCAAGACACUCUGACUUUGCAUUAUUAAAGUAACCAAAUCUGUGACGCCGACUUUUUGAUGCUGAAAGACCUCUUCUGUAGAGGUGGCGCCAACCAUACCAACACCUUCUAGCAGCUACAGUAUAUUAGAGAGAUUCAGCGCAGCACAUUUUGAUUGUACGUUAUUUAAUUACAAAGGAAAUCAAACGUUUUUUCCACUGACAGAAGUUUGUUGUCAGAAUUUCUUGAAGGCUGGCGUUAAGCACACUUCAGACGACAGUUACUACAUUAGAGGUGCAGAAAUUACCAACAUGUCGACUGCUGCCCUGGAAUAAAGAUAGAAAUCAUGGCUUUGACACUGACCUUUAGUCAAGAGACUGUACUAUCACUUGUUAAGGAGCUUUGGAACAUAAUGUCCACUAUGGCGACACAUUUUGACUUUUUGAAACCAAAGUUUUGACACUUGCAAUCCUAAACAGAGAUUCUUAGUCAAGAUUCAGUCAAAGGCCUCAUGGCUUUUAACACCUGAACUGCACCCCACCCAUAUUUGUUCUCCUUUAAAGCCGAUGGCAGAAACUUCACUAGUAGGCCUGACCAACCUCCUAUACACCAACUUACCUGAGGCAGGAAGGACCCAUGCACCUUUACCGGUUGAAGAGAGGAUGGCGUGUUGUGCCCGUGUGAUUGUGUGUAUGUUUCAUGUCUUUGGGUAAAUGAGGUGCGUUAGCUGCUGUCAGCCAGCUUGUCAAAGACAGGCUGCCCCAGUCCACAGUAGAGGCUCUACUCUGCAGUUGGGUUACAUUGACGAUGAGUAGUUCUGCAGAAGUCAGUGGACAGUAAAGCCUGGACUUGUUUGCACUGCAGCCAGAGGUAUGCUUACACAGAUCAGCUGAACAAGUAAGGUAAGUGUCCCAUCCAUGUUUAUAAUACAAAGAUGCACAGUUGUCCCAUAACUUGACUCUUCUCUCUGUCCUCUCUUCUACCAUGUCGCUGCUCACAGUGACGUUUACAGGGCUUCUGGCAUCACACUUACAAAGAAUGGCAUCACAGUGCAGAUCUCUUGUUCUUCAACCUUUUUUGUGUGUGGAUGUGGCAAAGCAUCAUAGCCCGUGCAGUGUGUAUGUGUGGUUGUAGUACUUUUGGCUUCUCUGUAUGUAUGCAUGAAAGAAACUACGUAUGGACGGCUGAGUCACUGGUUCAACACCACAGAUGUGCUGAAAUCGUCAGACGUCAUAUUUGGGGAACGCUGAAAGUCAAGAAGGGUGUCCUGUUUUUAUUUAACUAAUAAGUGAAAACAUUAGAAAGUCCGGUAUGACUGUGCAAGAUAUUUCAGUUGUAUUCUCUUUGGUCAGCUGAUUUCUUUCUCCCAGCCAUUUUUUUAGAGGUAAUUAGUGAUCAAAUUAGGCAGGCUGUGUGCAACAUUGAACACAAAGCGUGAUGUGAUGGCAUUUUCCAUUUAAAGCUGUAAGAAAUUUUUAGGUCGUCGUCUUUGUGCUGCACUUGUUUUUUAAACAUCUUUUAACAGUUCUGGUUGGUAGUGAUUAAAAUACAUCGGGUAGCUUUAUCAUAAAAUCAAACUAUUUAAAUAGUAUUCAGCAUUUUCCGUUUAUCACUGAACUGUGUAAACCUCGACAGUCUGUCUUCACUCCUCCUGACUCCCUCUGCUCUCUCUCUGCCUGUUUAAAAUGUCUCUCAUACUUCAAACAGUCGUCUUCGUCGUACUGGGUUGGGAUGUCUUUGCAAGUGAGAAACGUCUCUCAUAUUGUUUGGGUUUGCUCUGGGUGGGAUCGUAGAAGUCAGACAUCCUAUUUUCUUUAAAUCCAGUGUUGAAUGCAUUUUGUCAGUACUGUGAUCUCUUACUACAGUUUCUUUGACUUUUGUGUGUUUGUGUAGAUUGUUUGAAUUUAAGCAUUUGCAUUUUUCUAGACAAAAAACAUAAAACGACUUCGAGUUGGGAAGUUUGUCUUAACUUUUAAAACGUGUUAGGCAAGUAUGAAUGCCGACACUGACUGCACUAGUGCAUUAUUAAACACAAUGUGUUCUGACAACUUGAAGUAAUUUAAAAUUCUUAGCUCUCACAAUACAUGUCAAAAAUCUUUCUUGGAGUCUUAACGUCGAGUCUGAACACACUGACAUGAUAUUACAUAUUAUUAAAUGUCCAUAAAUUAUAGGCAAACCAUGUCAUCACUUAUGUUUUCUAGGUUUCAAAGUUAUUCACUGAUAUUUAAACCCACAUUACGAUAAUGAUCAGUUAUUUAAUGGUGCCAGUUUGCUUCAUUUUUCAGCGUGCAGCAUAACUCCAUGAGUUAUCAAGGGACGUGUAGCUGAAACAAAACAUGAAGAUGAUGGGCACUUUAAGAUUUUGUAUGUUUUUAAGUUGCAUUGACAGUGUGACAGCGCAACGGCCAUCAAGUAUACUAGUAUUUCAUACAGGACAAAUUAUUAUACAAACCAACAGGGAACCACAAUAAAAACACUCAACUUCACAAUAAAACGGUGACUGAACAAUGAAACAACAAAAACAAAACUCACUAAAAUCGCUAAGAUUACAAGAUGUUCCUUUUAUCGGUGAAAAAGAAGCUGCUGAUCUAAAUUACGGUUGAAGUGGUUUGUGGUGCAGACGCACAAGCCAAGACAACAUCUAAACUUUGAGUCUGGUUGUUUCACAUCCUGUUUUCUGGUUGGUUGAGGAGUAAAAAAGGGAAGUGGAGAGACGAGCAGUUCUCCGAUAAUGAACCUUUGCAGUAGUGCUGUUGCUUUCCUGUCCUCUCUCCUCUCAGUACCUCCUGAUACUUUGAUCACUCACAUUUUGUCAUUCUUUCUGUUAAACUUUGAACGCCCUGUCAUGCCAGUGACCAGCCAGCCUUUUUUAUUUUUAAUUUUUUUUUUUUACGGCACAUCACGACUGUGGCAUUUUCUUUGUAUGUAGGAGUUGUCUCGUAGCUCUAAAAGGACCGUGGUGCUACCUGGAGUUUGUUGAGCUUUGAUCAAGAAGAAACGACUCUGUGUUCAGCCAACGCCAUGAUUCAAGCCCUGGAGGCUGUCGAGAUGUUAUCUGUCUGCACUGUGAUCCAUUUUCUAACCAAGUCCUCAUUCCUGAUUGGCCUGAAAUGUUUUCCAUGUCGUCCUGUCUGAGUGUGAUGCCAGAAUAACCCUUUUGGCCUCUAAUGGCCUCAUCUAAAAGGGCACUGCCCAUUGAAAAUGACCAAGUCUACUUCAGUACAAGGUUAUGGUGCAGCUCCCAGCUCCGUUUGGGGGUUUUCAGCCCUCAUGUGUCAGUACGAAGUCCAGCUUCACACGGCUUUACUUUGCCUGAGGGUUGCAACAGAUUUGAAUGUUGUCGUCAUGAAUUUCUUUCGUCCCCUCUGCAGUUUCUAAACACACGGAUCUACUCCAGGGUUCUGAGAUGCCUUUCUAAAACUACCUGUAUAUUAACUUUACCUCACACUUCAUACAUUUGUACUCCUCCUCACAUUGACACACAUGAAGAGUUAUUAACCUGUGCUGCAUGUUCACAUUUUAACACCGUUACCUUUAUUUACAUUUAAAACAUGUUUGUUGUUUUCUCCAAUGACUGCAAACACAACCACAAACGCACGCAACACACACAUAGAUUAUUCUGUCAUUUCUGUCUUUGGCAAACCUCAAAUAGUCAAAUAAUGGUAUUGUAACACAAAGUAAUGGUAGGAGUCUGCUGACCAGUUCACUGUCAGGCUCUCAUUGUUUGUUUUCUCGCCACAGGAGCCUCGAGCGGUCGAAGGAGGCUGACAGUCCGUGACGUUAAACCAUGGUUAAAUGAAGACUGAUGUCAAUAAAAUGCCAGAGCUGCAGGAGGCCCAGAAACGACACUGUGGUGACGCCAGGAUGACUUCCAUGCAGUGAUGCAGCUGCAGUACCAGGAGUGAAACAGCAGGGGGCAAACAGCCUGCGGUCCAGAGGAGGGAUGCACUGUUUGUUCAGCGUCCUCUGUAAAGUUUCAAUAAUAAAUGAAAUAAACCAGA
Messenger RNA from Larimichthys crocea (large yellow croaker), 11377 nucleotides. RefSeq names its product splicing factor proline/glutamine-rich (gene sfpq). The transcript is spliced from 12 exons. Gene Ontology annotation, molecular function: RNA binding. The record is from RefSeq and is a predicted model, not a curated record. The coding region runs from base 150 to 1946 and encodes 598 amino acids. Lineage: Eukaryota; Metazoa; Chordata; Actinopteri; Sciaenidae.